Molecule: messenger RNA, 1202 nt
Organism: Equus quagga
Lineage: Eukaryota; Metazoa; Chordata; Mammalia; Perissodactyla; Equidae
Gene: GZMM
Product: granzyme M
Exons: 2
Coding region: 103-327 (74 amino acids)
Biological process (GO): proteolysis
Molecular function (GO): serine-type endopeptidase activity
Source: RefSeq, a predicted model, not a curated record
AAGUACACGGGGCGGGGCAGGUGUGAAUGCCGCCUCCCCCACAGGAAGGGGUAAGUGAGAGGCCCGGGGGCCGGAGCCUGCACCCCGCUGACUCCCCACACCAUGGAGGCGCCCUCGUCCCUGCUGCCGCUGCUGCUGCUGGCCCUGGGGGCCCUGAGGGCAGGAGGCAACACCUUUGAGACCCGCAUCAUCGGGGGGCGCGAGGCGGUGCCCCACUCCCGCCCGUACAUGGUCUCGCUGCAGAAGGCCGGUGCCCACCUGUGCGGGGGGGUCCUCGUGCACCCACAGUGGGUGCUGACAGCUGCCCACUGCCUGGCCCAGCCGUGAGUGACCCUGCCCUCUGCCCCACCCCCUCUGUCCCCCCAGGCGUCCCCGAAUCUAUCCCUCAGUCCCUCAUUCUCACCAGGGGGUGGGUCCUGAGAGAUUUAAGCCAAUCGUAGGGUCGUCAGGGGGUCCCCUCCCUCUCUGGUGACAUGCCAUAUGUGACAGGACGGAUUCCUGGGGAAGUUCACUAGCUACAAUGAAGCGCCUUCCAAAUGGACCUCUUGUGACACCCAGGAAUGUGCCUCCCACCUGUGGCCGUGGGAUAGAGCUGGCCUACAAGGGUGGGCAGAGCCGACACAGGAAGGAACCUGGGUCCCUGAUGCCACUGUGAGGCCACCAAAUAAACCCAUCCCGGAGCUGCCCUGCCUCUGGGUUGGCCAGUAAUAAAGACCCCAGAUCAACGUGGUUGAAAUCACCACAGGGCAUUCUUGGCUCAUGUAACUGAAAAGUCUAGGAGGCACGAGCUUCAGGCAUGGCUUGAUCCAGGUGCUCACACGAGGCACUCAGGAGCCCGCCUGUCUCUCAGCUCUGCCUGUUGCCCCUCGGCGGCACUAUCAGGAAGGCUCUCUCACGUGGUGGCAAGGAAGGGCCCUCUUAUGUCCUAUGGAAAGAUCUGGUUUUGCUAUAGUUCUGGCAAAGUUCUGAGGACGGGUACUGAUGGGCCCAGCCUAGGUCACGUGCCAGCCUCUGAACAGAUUGCUGUGGUUGAGGCACAACAUAUGCACCGGGCGAGGCUGGAGCCUGCGAGGAGGGGAGCCCUAGGCUGGGGGGUCGGCAUUUUUGGACACACACAGCCCCCUCCUCUGGCCGGGGCUGGGCUGGAGUCUGGGGCAGAGGCGGGAGCAGGGAGGGCUUCCCAGAGGAAGCGGACAGAGAAG